Frankliniella occidentalis (western flower thrips) is the source of this 2938-nucleotide messenger RNA. RefSeq names its product acetyl-coenzyme A transporter 1. Gene Ontology annotation, cellular component: membrane. The coding region runs from base 224 to 1822 and encodes 532 amino acids. The transcript is spliced from 10 exons. NCBI's taxonomy places the organism in Eukaryota, Metazoa, Arthropoda, Insecta, Thysanoptera, Thripidae. The record is from RefSeq and is a predicted model, not a curated record. Gene Ontology annotation, molecular function: acetyl-CoA transmembrane transporter activity.
UGUCAUUUUUCUGCUUGGCCAAUCCAAACAUAUGUCGUGGCCCAAACUUAAGCCCUAAAUUUGCUUCUAGAUCGUAAAACAAAGAUGUUAAGCAUUUGUCGUAAACAUUCAACAUCUUCCUAAAAGAGUUGAGAAGAAUUUUGUAUCCCUUGACAUUUGUCAUUGAUGUAGUGUUACUGACAAUAAGCUACAAAGACAGAAACCACAAACCAGACAAGACGCAAUGAGCCGUUCCACAAGAAGACGUCAAGAAACAUCUAGGACUAGUACAGCAGCUAAUGGGGAUGUUGAAGAGCAACACAACAUUAUGCCUUCAGGACCAAAUGCUGAAAUCCCCAGUGACAUACGAGGCGACCGUUGCAAUAUUGCAAUCCUUUUUUUCUUGUACCUUUUGCAAGGCAUUCCAAUGGGCUUAGCUGCUGCAAUUCCUAUGCUAAUGCAAUCUCAUGGUGUUAGCUACAAACAGCAGGCUGAGUUCAGUUUAGUGAAUUGGCCUUUCAGCUUAAAACUUUUGUGGGCCCCUAUUGUUGAUUCCAUCUACUCAAACCGUUUUGGCAGAAGAAAGUCAUGGCUUAUUCCUGCCCAAUUUCUUAUUGGCUUCUUUAUGAUUUUCCUAGGGGCAAAUGUUGACUCAUGGCUUGGAGAUGGUGCAGAAGAAAAGGCAGAGCCAUGUGUUGGUUUCCUUACUUUAAUGUUUUUCAUCCUUAACUUCUUGGCUGCUACCCAGGAUAUUGCUGUGGAUGGCUGGGCCCUUACAAUGCUUAAGAGACGGAAUGUUGCCUAUGCUUCAACAUGUAACAGUGUUGGACAAUCAGCUGGCUAUUUCUUUGGCUAUGUUGUUUUCAUGGCUCUUCACUCACCAGAUGUCUCUAACAAGUACUUGCGUUCUGUUCCUCAACCAAAUGGUCUUGUCACUAUAUCAAGUUUUUUAAACAUGUGGGGAUGGGUAUUCCUCACAGCUACUGUGCUAGUAGCCAUUUUGAAGAGAGAACAAGUUGUUCAUAACCCUGAGCAUGAACCAGAGCCAAGUCUUGGUUUCUAUCGUGCCUAUGGUUUACUUUGGGAUAUCAGCAAACUUCCCUCCAUCAGAGUACUAGCAUUCAUCCUUUUGACAGCUAAGAUUGGAUUCAGUGCUUGUGAUGCUGUGACUGGUUUAAAACUGGUAGAUGCUGGCGUCCCUAAGGAACAUUUAGCAUUUUUAGCUGUCUUACUGGUUCCUUUACAGAUCAUGCUUCCUAUUGCUAUUUGUAAAUACACCACAGGAUCACGCCCAUUAGAUGUUUAUAUAGCUGCAGUACCUUAUAGGCUCUUUUUUAAUGUGGUGGCAGGAGCAAUUGUGUAUUUCACACCAAGCUUUAUUAAUGAUAAUGGAGAUGUACCUCUCUAUUACUACAUAGGUUUGCUCCUGUUUUAUACAUGCCAUCAAAUUACCCUCUAUAUGAUGUUUGUUGCUAUCAUGUCAUUCUUUGUAAGAAUUAGUGAUCCCGCUGUUGGUGGGACUUACAUGACUCUCUUAAAUACUUUGGCAAACAUGGGAACCACAUGGCCCUCUACGUUGUCACUCUACAUUGUUGAUUCAUUAACAUUCCGAGGCUGUUCCUCUUCUUUGUUAUCAAAUAAUGGUUGUUCUUUGCCGAAUGAAGUUAAGGCUUGUGAAGCUGCUGGUGGACAUUGUACAGUUCAAUUGGAUGGUUACUAUGUGGAAAUGGCAUUGUGUACAGUGCUUGGCCUUAUGUGGCUUUGGUGGGCCAGGCCUAGAAUUCAAGGUCUUCAAGCUAAAGAAGUCAGAGAGUGGAAGGUCCAAAGGCAAAGAAUUCGGUAGCAAAUCGUGUGAAGUAGCUUCCCAACACCAUAAUGAUAUGAGACAUUCACCCUAUAUUAUAUUUCUAUUCUGACCAUCAUAUAUUUAUUCGCUGUGAUAACUGUGCAGUUGAAAUCCUUCCGUUUUAUGCAAUUGUUACUGAGACACAAAAAUCAGGAUCAUAUUAGGUAUAAUUUAUUUUAUAGGGUGAUUUUGAGGAAAGUGAAACAGUUAUUGUUGAUGGAUUUAGUCUUGUCUUGACGAAUCUAAAACUAAAAGGUAACUUACUUUUCCUGCUGUUGAGGUACCAACUAUAUGGCGUAAGCAUUGAUUCCACAAAACUAAAUCCAUCUCCAGUGGGUGUCAACCCAUUUUUGGGGUGUUUUGUUUGAUGUUACAUGUUAGAGUCUAAAUGGUAAAUAUUGAUCUCUGAUCUUUUUCCAUAAUGCUGUCUCAGGUACACCUGAGAGGUCGGUUUUAAUUUUUAUCUCAAUUAAAGACAAGCAGAGUUAAAACUGAAGAUAUCCAUGUUAAAACCUCUUUAGAAAAUAUUUAUUUGUUUUGUUUAAUGCCUGAGUCAGCACUGAUGAGUUAAAUCAUUAGGCGGAGGUUGUGAUUUUCAAUUUUUUUGUGGACCUCAGGGUUUUCUUUUCUUUUUUUAAGAAAAACAGUGAGAGUAUAUCUGUUAAUUAGGUAUUAUCAGUAAAAUAAACAAUUCAGUUGUUUGCUACUUAACAAGAAAAAGUGGUAUGACAUAUGUGAACUGAAUUUCUUCGGCGUGAUUUUUCAUUCACAUCAUUUCUCUGAAGAGUAUGAGUGUCCUGCUGCUGUUGUAUUUUAUUGACGUGAGUAUUAAUCACCUUUCAUUAUAUUUCAAACAAAUACUGUGCACUGUGCAGUAUUGGUAUUGUCUUCAAUAUAUUCUGUAACUUCGUUUUUACCGUAAGUGCAAAGAGCAUUGACCAAUAGAUUACUGUAGUUGGACAUGUAAGACUAUAAUGCUUUGCACUGAGUUACUAAAUUGCUUUUGUUAAUAUGAUAACAGUUGCAUUCUGUGAUACUUGCUUGUGUGGUGUGAGAUUUGUUUUGUCAGUAGUGUGCUGUGCGAAGAUAAAUCUAUAUUUCUUUAUUUUAAAA